AUGGAGCGGCUGAUACUGCUCUGCUUGCUGUCACCAGCAAUUUUUGCCCAGCUGGAUCCUAAUGACGAACCUUUUCUACCGAUACAUCCGGUCUACCCUUACAGUCCCAAAGUAAUCAAACGGGGCACUGAGGGAGAAGCAAAUCCCCAAUUAACGUCGGAGCUGUACGUCGCGCCGAAAGUCGACGCCAAGGACACCUACACCUCCAGCUACAGCAGCAAUUAUCAAAGGGAUUCUUAUCCCGAUUAUAAUCCACAUCUCACAAACAGCACACUCGCGUUUGGCAACCCCUCGUACAACGGCGGCGAGGUGUACGUUUACUCCAACGUACCGUAUCCCGCUUAUAAUUCAUAUCCCGCUCCGUACGCGGCAAAUCCGGUGCCGUCGUAUCCUAACUAUUACUACCAACUGCCUUAUUACUACCCUCAUUACUUCAGUCACGCUCUGUUUCCGCCACCGUUGCCGCCACCGUUGGCGUCAGGCGUCGAUUACCACGAGACGUCGCAAGCUCCCGUCGCGAAGGACGACAAACAGAACGCGGACAAAAAGGGCGAGAGACCGAGGGAGACUGAGGUGAACCAAGAUGCGCCAGCGGCGAGCCAGUUCGUGGACGGUGGCAACUACAUAGCUGGUAAUUCGCGGGACCUCGACGUGCAAUCCAGCACGUACAAAGUGGCCAGCCCGUACAAUCAACUCCCGGGCUGGGACAUAAAAACUGUGCCGAUAUCCUUGCCGAAGACGACGUAUCGAGUCAUCAGCGUGGGCGCGCAGCCGGUUGGUUUGGACUACUCGCUGCCCGCCGUGAAAACUCAGCAGAUUGAGCAGAUGACGAAUCAAGUGCUGGCCGAUAUACGAACGCAGAACGCGCGGCAGCAAGCCGGUCGUUCCUACGAAAGCAGCAGGGACACCCUGAACAGUGCCAAUGACGGGUCGUACGAGAACCAGGCCACCUACAAUCUAAACGCGCCGUCAUAUGUGAGUCUUCCGGUCACGAGAACCAAACCCGUCACCUACGUGAUCAAUUCCGUCGGAAUUACCAAAGUUAAUAAGGAGCAAACGAAGGAUCCGAACUCGUCUCACAGGGCGCCGAGCAAGAACACGAAUGCUUAUACGCCCAAGUUGUCGCAGACUCGGCUGCAAACGUCAAACGUAUCGCCCGAAAGUGGCAGCAAUCAUCAUGCUCGCGUGAGCGACGGUCGACCGGCAGGUCAGACCGACAAGUACGGCAAUUACGGCGCGUCGCAGAGUUACGGCGGCACUCACGGUCAGUCUGGCAGCAAGCAGGAACAGAAUUACGGUACUUAUCAGAGACAGCCGGUCUCUUAUCAGAGUGAGGGUUUUACCGUCGCGCCACAGAUACCUCGAUCGUUCACGUAUCAGUACUCUGCUUACCAAUCGGAUCAAGUGCAGCAGCUGCAGCAAGAUGAAGUCAAUAUAAAUCACGGCAACUUUGGUAUUAAACAAUACAAAAGAUAAAACGUAGCAAGCUCUGAUAGAACUGAACUUUGGUGCUGUUAUAUGCAAGAUGUAUUGUUGUUAUUUUUUUUUAUUGUUGAAUUGACGCGGCUUCUUUCAGUCCUAGUGACUUAAGUAUCUGUAUAGAACACCUCAAAUAUUAAGCACUGUUAUAUUUAUUGAUAUACCGAUUGUUUACGAAAGAGUUAAGUUAUAAAUUCAUUCAAUUUUUAUACUAAAUGUUUCAAUGAUAAUUAUUUUAUUCCAUUUACAUAAAUUCCAAAAGUUUACAAAUAAAAGGUAUGUAAUUUUUACAAGAUAC
This is a messenger RNA of Monomorium pharaonis (pharaoh ant), 1777 nucleotides long. RefSeq lists its product as uncharacterized. The record is from RefSeq and is a predicted model, not a curated record. The coding region runs from base 1 to 1476 and encodes 491 amino acids. The transcript is spliced from 2 exons. NCBI's taxonomy places the organism in Eukaryota, Metazoa, Arthropoda, Insecta, Hymenoptera, Formicidae.